Molecule: messenger RNA, 2206 nt
Organism: Lagopus leucura (white-tailed ptarmigan)
Lineage: Eukaryota; Metazoa; Chordata; Aves; Galliformes; Phasianidae
Gene: CTNNBL1
Product: catenin beta like 1
Exons: 16
Coding region: 73-1809 (578 amino acids)
Cellular component (GO): spliceosomal complex
Source: RefSeq, a predicted model, not a curated record
GCUUUACGGCACGGUGUCGCGCUCUGUCGGUGGUUGGCGACAGUUUGGCGGCGGCGGGGCCCGGUCGGCGCUAUGGACGUCGGGGAGCUGCUGAGCUACCAGCCCAACCGAGGGACGAAGCGGCCCCGUGAUGAAGAGGAGGAAGAAAUCAAAGCACGUCGGAAACAAGUGAGCGCGCGGGAGCAUGGGCGUCACAGGGAAGAGGAGUCGGCUGUGCAGGAGGAGACCGAUGACGAGAAGAAGAAACUUCUUCAGAUAAUCGAAAGGGAUGGAGAAGAGGAGGAUGAGGAGGAGGAACCUCUGGAUGAAAGCUCGGUGAAAAAGAUGAUUCUCACCUUUGAGAAGAGAUCUUACAAAAACCAGGAGCUGCGGAUCAAGUUUCCUGACAAUCCGGAGAAGUUCAUGGAAUCCGAACUGGAUUUAAAUGACAUCAUUCAGGAGAUGCAUGUGAUUGCGACGAUGCCGGACCUGUACCACCUGCUGGUGGAGCUGAAUGCAGUGCAGUCUCUCCUCGGGCUGCUUGGACACGACAACACAGAUGUUUCCAUAGCUGUGGUAGACUUGCUCCAAGAGCUGACUGAUAUAGAUACUCUCCAUGAGAGUGAAGAAGGAGCUGAAGUCCUCAUAGACGCUCUGGUGGAGGGUCAGGUUGUGGCCUUGUUGGUGCAGAAUUUAGAGCGCCUGGAUGAAAGCGUGAAGGAGGAAGCUGAUGGUGUCCACAACACUCUUGCAAUCGUUGAGAACAUGGCAGAGUUCCGACCAGAGAUGUGCACAGAAGCUGCGCAGCAGGGCCUCAUGCAGUGGCUGCUCAAGAGGCUGAAGGCUAAGAUGCCCUUUGAUGCCAACAAGCUGUACUGCAGUGAGGUGCUGGCUAUUUUGCUCCAGAAUAAUGACGACAACAGAGAAUUGCUCGGGGAGCUGGAUGGGAUCGAUGUGCUGCUUCAGCAGUUAUCUGUGUUUAAACGACAUAACCCCAGUACAGCAGAAGAACAGGAAAUGAUGGAGAACCUGUUUGACUCUCUUUGUUCCUGCCUGAUGCUCAGUUCCAACCGGGAUCGGUUCCUAAAAGGCGAGGGUCUCCAGCUGAUGAAUCUCAUGCUUAGAGAAAAGAAGAUUUCCCGCAGCAGUGCCCUGAAGGUGCUGGAUCACGCCAUGAUUGGACCCGAGGGCACAGAUAACUGCCACAAAUUUGUUGACAUUCUUGGCCUGAGGACCAUCUUUCCACUCUUCAUGAAAUCACCCAAGAAGAUCAAGAAGGUUGGAACCACUGAAAAAGAGCAUGAAGAACAUGUCUGCUCCAUCCUGGCCUCCCUCCUGCGAAACCUGAGAGGGCAGCAGAGGACGCGGCUGCUGAAUAAGUUUACAGAGAACGACAGUGAGAAGGUUGAUAGGCUGAUGGAACUGUAUUUUAAGUACCUGGAUGCAAUGCAGGCAGCUGAUAAGAAGAUUGAUGGAGAGAAACAUGACAUGGUGCGCCGAGGAGAGAUAAUAGAUGAUGACAUGGAAGACGAAUUCUAUCUCCGCCGCCUGGAUGCUGGUCUCUUUGUUCUGCAGCUCAUUUCCUACAUCAUGGCAGAAAUCUGUAAUGCCAAUGUUCCCCAGAUCCGUCAGAGAGUCCAUCAGAUUCUGAACAUGAGAGGCAGCUCCAUUAAAAUCGUUCGACACAUACUGAAGGGGUUAAAAACGCUCAUAGGCUGGGGAAUUGAUCUCCUUUGGACCAGUUCUACAGAACUCCUCCUUCAGGUUGCUUGGAAAAUGGACACAUCAAACCUGAAGUUAGGGGAGUUUAACAAAUGUGUAACAGCCUGACCUCCCCGGGGGCUGCUGGUGGCAGAGGAGACCGCCUCUGUGCUGGGCUUCUCGGGCUGAAAGCAGCCAGCCCCACAGCUCUGCACUUCACCAGGCGCUGCUGACUGCUCCUCCCGGGAGGUGGGGCGGCCUCACGGUCUGCCCUUGGGGAGCUGCACGUCCCAGUGCUGCUGAAUGACGAGAGCAUCGUGUUCCUCUUUAAGUCUCUCUUUGCUACCAAAGCUUUAAUGAGGGUCGGCGGAUGUUUGUUAGGCAAAGCUUUAACGCUUGGAGAUGGGGAAAGAAAAUCAUCUCACAUAAAUUCCCAUCCGCUUGUUUGCGGUGCGCAUGGAUUUCACAGGAGAGGUCGGCCGUCGCUGCCUGUGUGGCUCACAGCCUGUUUGUGCUGCUUUCUGUC